GGCACCGUUGUCACUUUGCUCUCAGACUCAGAGACAAUCACACACUCUCACUGGACACACACACACACACACACACACUCUUGGACACACACACUCCUCGGGGACAUACUGAUUAUCCGGAGACAAGAAGGUACUUCACGUCCUGCUGGAUUCUGCCGUGGGUUGGUGGGUCUUCCCGGACUGAAACAGAAGAAGGAGAAAGACUCCUGAAACACCAAGUCCAGCUCAGAGCCAGAAGACUCUACUUUUUUGGGAGGGUGGUGAAGUUAUCAUUAACUGCUGCCUAGCCAUGAGGAUCUUCAGCUUGUUCUACCUGCUCCUGCUGCUGCUCGUAGCCGCUCUAGCACCAGUCUCCUCCGCCAGACCAGAUUUCCUGAACCUGAGGAGAAAAUACCACAGGCACCACUGCCCGCACAGACGCUGCUUGCCCCUGCACUCCAGAGUACCCUUCCCCUAAGGUUGAAGCACAAGAAUGAGCCUAAAGAAAGAGGAAUAUGAAGCAGCGUACACCGUGGGACUGCCAUAGCUGCCCAAAAAGAGCUACAAGAAACUGAAAAGACUCUUAAUUGAAAAAUAUAAAACCAUGCAAACGUUUUGGGCGUCCCGGUGGAUCCACACCUUCCCCUCUUCAUCCUCGAAAAAGCCACAGAACCCGUGCGCUGAACAAGAACAAAGGGAGAAGGAGCUGCAAGUUCGACGAUCGACUUAAAAAGCUACGGACCAAAGAGCUGCAAACAUCCUAGUGACUGCAGCUACGAUGAACAGCAUCAACAUAUUAUUCCUACAAAGUGUUUAUAAUGCAUGUAUGCACUUCAAAUGUUUAUUGAAUUACAUUUAAAACUUUUUAAUAAAAACAAAUGUAUCAAUGUA
Molecule: messenger RNA, 870 nt
Organism: Dicentrarchus labrax (European seabass)
Lineage: Eukaryota; Metazoa; Chordata; Actinopteri; Moronidae
Gene: apela
Product: apelin receptor early endogenous ligand
Exons: 3
Coding region: 290-457 (55 amino acids)
Biological process (GO): apelin receptor signaling pathway; heart development
Molecular function (GO): apelin receptor binding
Source: RefSeq, a predicted model, not a curated record